AUGACACAACUGUCCUAUGUUACUCUCAACGAGACUUUUACUCCGAAAGGUGCCACGGCAGAGCAAACAGAGACUCUCAAUCUGACUGUUUUUCAAUUAGAAAGUCAAGAUGGGUGCUACGUAACCAUCAGGGGAAUCACAACUGAGGGGUACUACUUGUCGUCUUGGGCGAAAUUAGGAGGAGGGUGGUGGUCUGGUCCGCCUUACUACAACAGUUCAAUUUCUUACCAGAACCUCAGCGACAGUUCUGGAACUUGUGGCGACCGCACAAUGUUCUUCAUCGACACUGGCAGCCAAUCACCUCAGCCAAAUCGAUUUCGUGCUCAUUUUUGUUCGACAGGAUUCUAUGCCGGUAUUGCUACUGCAACCGUGCAGCUUAAUAAAACCUCGACCGUUGUAACUUUAGAUGAAGAUGAAUACAGUCGCAAUGCGAAGCAGCUGAAUUCAGAAACAUACAGAACCUCUCAAUUGGUGGACGCUUUCAUCAGCCCGCAUUGGACUUCCUUGUUCAUACAGAGCGAGUUCGCUGGGCCUCUUUUAGCGUUGGCUUCUAGUCCGGAUUAUGAUAGUGAUCCAGUGAGCAUGAUCAACAGUACCAGUCUGAUGGAUCGAGCUUCCAAACUAUUUCAGCACUUUUUCGGAGAAAUGUUGCUGAUGACACUGCAACGAAAUUCACAGUUGAGUAUCGACCCUGCAAGUUCUCAAUUAGAAUCGAAGGCUGUCAUAGGCAAGAGCUCAAUCACAGAACGAAGAAUCGUGGCCAGUCUUGGGAUCGGGAUCACAAUAGGGUCGCUGUUCGUGAUUUCUGGCUUCUGCAUCGCUGUUGUUGCAUACAACAGUCGCGUUUGUCGAAGACCAUUGAAUUUGUUUCAGGAUCCGGGAACAAUCGCGGCCGCCGCCUCGACUGUGAUUGCGAAUGACAAGGCUCGAGCCAUAUUUGAGGAUUCAGAUCAAUUGUCGACAGAAGAAUUGAUCUUGAGAUUGAAAGCCUUCACUUUCUCCUUCAAAUAUGGCAACCUGAUCUUGGGAACCAGUGAUCGCAAAGUCAUACACGAUGGCGAGAUCCUUACACUCGGAGAUUCGCCCAGAGAGUCAUCAACUCUGACCCAAUCGGACCAGACCACCUCCACCAAAGUCAUCCCUGGACGUGAGGAUCCUAGACCAGCAGUUCUUCGGAGCUCCAUGGGUCUGUUACUUGUGACCAUCCUAGUUGCUCUGCUUGCAUCGCUCAUUGUACUGUAUAGCAUGUCUCGCACUGGUGGCAUCUACCAAUCAGCUUUUGUAUAUCAGCUGAACUUGCCUGUCGGCACGUUCGCGCCAUAUUCGAUUCUUACAACUCUGCUUGCGAUUCUGGUAAAGUUGUGGUUCGGAGCAGUUAGUGAUACCUUGAAGAGGCUUGAGCCGUAUGUUUCGGCGACAAAAGAACCCAUCACUCUUUCGAGAUCUGUGUUGGCUGAAUAUGUCAAUACACCGAUCGCAAUCGCUAUGUUCAAAGCAGUCAAACAUUCUCAUUGGACCCUUGCCCUUAUUGGACUUGGAGCCUUUGCCACUGAAGCCUGUAAGCAAAAUUCAACCUCAAGUGAAACCGCUUUACUGAUUUUAGACGUUUUAGUCACUGUGGGUAUGUCUGCACUAUGGGACCGAGAAACACGCAUCAUGGACCGUCCGCAUAAUAUCUCUAGGCAAUACGAAUUACGUUAUGUACCGAGGAUAUUUGAGCAAUCCACAUAUGCUCCAGAUGCACCACCAGAUCCCGAUCCUAAACGAACGACGCUUCUCCAAACCGUUUACCAAACGUCUUCACUUCAGAGCUGGCUGUACGGUGCCGCUCUUGAGAUUUCUCAGUCGGGCCCCACGCCCCCAUGGAGUAAAGAUACAUGGAGUUUUGUUCCUCUAGAUUUAGGAGAACUGCAUGCCCAGGUGCUAGAAGAUGUCCAUCUGAUCACCGCCGGACAAAACUUCAACAUGUCCGUCAAAACACCAGCAUUACGUGCAAGGCUCCAGUGUUCACCGCUAGACUAUUUGUCUGAUAAGUCGCUUUGGCUUGCAGAACUGGACUUCAGCAACCAGACCAGGUGGAACGAUACUAACAAACCCAAAGGAAUAGACCAUGGAUAUACCUUGAAGGGCUAUCAAGGUUUUGCUAACAUUGGUGGUGGAGGCGUGAUGCAAGUAGCCUGUUGCGCAAAUGAGACGAAGAGCGGGUUUGGAGAAGCAGCUGUUGGUUACUGGUCAAACCUCUUUCUGCCGGCAAUGGGCGCUACGGACUUUACCCCCAUAUAUGAGACAUCAACGACUGCGAAGUGGAUCGUCGGCCGUCCUUUGAGUAACCUCUACGUUCCCACUGCGGGCGAUGCUACCUAUUAUGUCUGGAUCGACGAACCGAAGUUUGCAGGCAUCAAUUGUACGCCCAUAAUUGAGCAAGCUAACGCUCGUGUGACCAUAGAUGUAGGGACUGGCGUUGUGCAAAACUAUGAUAUACUUGACAUACCGCAGAACGCUUCAAAUGCUUGGUCAGAUACCUAUCUCGAGCACGACAUGUCCGUCGACUACACUGGCAACUUUACAAAUGUCAACUUCAUCGGCAUACAGAGCGUUGUGCACAACAUAACAGUCAGGUACGCGAAACUGAUCAAAUGGCUUCUCGAUGCUGACACUGGCAGUUACGGCAACAUCUUCUGGGAUGCGCUCAUGAAUUCUGGUCGUGUAAUGCAAGCACUCACUCCUGAUAGGCCAAUAUUCAUGGGGACCGAGGACCUUGAUGAUGACUUAUUCAGAUUCCGAACACGAGGACUGAACGCCGACUUCAUGUCUUAUUCGAUGUUACAGCUGGCGAACAACGAUAAAGAGGCUUUACUGGAUCUAGACACACUCAUCAAUCUGACCGACAAAACCCUUGGCACAUUUUUCAAGCAUUUUGUUUCAGAGAAUGUGACAAACACUUUUGGAGGUAAUGCAUACCAGAUGAUUGGAGAGAGACUACCUUGGAGCCUGGGAGUUGUGAGGGGCCAUAUUAUGAAGCUCCAGUGUUUAACGCGAGCCAAGAGAUGA
Messenger RNA from Aureobasidium musti, 3051 nucleotides. The record is from the annotation of a GenBank genome assembly. NCBI's taxonomy places the organism in Eukaryota, Fungi, Ascomycota, Dothideomycetes, Dothideales, Saccotheciaceae.